AUGGCAGACAAGAAGAAGCCCCUGUCCUUGGCCGAGAGGCGGCUGGCACGGCUGGCCAAACAGGUCGCAGCGCCCACAGCGCCAGCCCAGCCGAAGGCCCCAAAGCAAGAGACCGUGCCUGAGAAAGGAGAGGUCGAAGAGAUGGGGUGCUCCAUCAUCGCUAUGUUGGAGUCACCCUCCGAAGAUGCUAUGCCUCGGAAGGCUGUGGAGGAGAUGUUCAACAGUCAUGAGUUGAAGGUGGUGUGGGCCAACGAAGAUCACAGUUGGAACGACUUCCAACACGCCACGGUCUUGGUCACCGUCAAGAGGCGCGUGGAUGAUGCCUUGCUUGCUACCUUACCUCGGCUACGCUUGGUGGCUGUAGCUUUCACAGGUUAUGAUCAUGUGGACCUAGAGGCCUGCAAGAAAAGAGGAGUGGCCGUCGCCAAUGUGCCGGGCUAUUCCACAGAUGGUGCGGCUGAGCUUUGUUUUGGCUUGAUCUUCUCCCUCUUGCGACACAUUCCAAUGGCUCAUCAGCACGUGCGAGCUGGCAAGUGGAAUUGGCCCCCGGGAAACGAACUCUGCGGCCGCCGCUUUGGGAUCAUUGGCACGGGGGAGAUUGGUUUGCGUGUCGCCGAGAUCAGCAAGGCUUUUCGCGUCUCCAAGAUCAUUGGUUUCGACCCAAUCAAGAAUGAGAAGUUCGUUGCCAUAGGCGGUGAGUACGUGCAGUCGCUGGCGACCAUCUUUCUGCACUCGGACAUCAUCAUCAUUUGCUGCAACUUGACGCCUGCCACAAAGGGCAUGGUGAACCGAAGGAUGUUGAAGCUGCUUCGGCCCGACUCCAUUCUGAUCAACUGUGCUCGAGGUGCCAUCAUCGACCAGGUCACGAUGACCCAGAUGUUGAUGGACGGCCGCUUCCGUGCGGGCUUGGAUGUCUACGAGGGCCUCGAAGGUGAGGAACUGGCCCCGGAUCAUCCCCUGCGAUCGUCUGACCAGCCUUUGGUUGGCCUUGAGCCACCUCAGCGCCGCACCAUGAUUGCAUGGCUGCUGUGCUUGCAGCUGGUGGCCGUGGCUGGCGCGACCUGCUUGCCCGAUGCCAUUCCCGCAGAAAACCGAAAGAACCUCACGAAUCCAGCGACCGGUCAAUCCUAUCCGCUCGGAAUGUGGAUCGGUGGUUGGGCUUCCUCCUUUAUAAACAGUGAAGUGGCCCGCAUCAUUCUCCAAGAGAAAAUAGGUUUCAAUGUCCGAGACAUGGGAAUCGGCUAUGCCACCGUGGAUGGUUUCUAUGCCCUAACGGGUUGUGCCACUCCCGAAACCAUCGGAGACAGAGGAUGUGACGGCGUUUCAGUCACAUACACUCACGUCAACGUGGAGGCAUGGACUGGUGGUUACCAGCCGGAAUGGGAUGCUUUGCAGAUCGCCUAUCCGGACAUGGCUCCAAUCAACCUGGGCAACAUGGGCUACAACGGAAAGACUUCAUUCUUCUUUCCCAGUAAGGUCCGUGACGAAGCAUGGGAGACGGAGGGCCUCAACCUCGAUUUCUUCAGGGGUUACAACAUUUCGUGGCAUGAUGCCGCCAAGUACUUCGACAGUCCAAAAGCCUUCGACGGAGCCACACUCAGGCCAUGCAACGAGACGCGUUUGAUGAUCACGUCUGCCAUGAAGUUCUACGCUGAACUCACUGGGGAUUGGGACGGUGUCGAGAUUGUUGGCGAGGAAGUGUACGGCAAAUGCUUUGACGACCACUUCUGGUACCCGCCUGCUUGUCGUAGCAAUGCCUCGGCUUGCUUCGUUUGGCUCACCGCUGGAAACGGUUGGGACAUGGAAGGAACCAUGCAGAAAACGACAUCAUACCACAUCCCAAUGGCUGCGGCAACAGCGAAGAACUGGACUUUGUUUACUCAGUUGCCGAAGAUCAAAACCAGUUGGUUCUACUGGUGGGUCCCUGACCCUACCUUUCUGACUUUGUCUCCCAUGGAGGUGAUCUUUCCUCCCUACGACAAGCAAGCCUGGGACAUCGGCGACAAGCGCACGCAAGCCACCACCACCAGCGUGGACAUCGCCGUCAGCCGGGACCUGCAUAUCCUCGCGCCCAAUGUGCAGAACUUUUUGGAAAAUUGGGAGAUUCCCAUGGCCGAGGUGAACAAGAUGAUGAUGGACCAGAUCAACACAGGUGAGGAUGCAUACCAAGUGGCUUGCCGCUGGUUGCAGGACAAUAAGUCGCAGGAAAUCUGGACCGAGUGGCUCCCGGACACCUCCAAAUGCUUCCCCCAGUUCGGCCUUUGGAACACCAACACUCAGGAGUUUGUGGCAGACCGGCAAGACAAAAGUUUUUUGGAAUGCCGGGCUUGCGAGUCCGGUCGCUUCUCCGAAAAAUUCAAGGACAACGACGGGGACACCUACAUUUGCACUCUCUGCCCUCCUGGCACAUCUCAGCCCUCGGGAGCCGCUUUGCAAUGCGAGCCCUGCCUGUUUGGUGAAUUCCAGGACAAGAGCGGCCAAACCUCUUGCAAGCGCUGCAUCAUCGGGGAGUACCAAGAUCAGAAAGGGCAAGCGCGGUGUAUCCCCUGCGUGGCUGGCACCACUACUUUGGGAGAUGGCAGACCCAGCGUGGAAGACUGUGGCUGCAUCGCAGGCAGCAUCGACAUCGGAGAAGGUGGAAACAAAUCCAUUUGCAACGCAUGCCCAGAAGGGAUGACCUGUCCUUUCUCAUCCAGCGAGCACAACUUGUUGAAUGGAACCGCCAAAAAUGGUCCAGAUUUCGUUCCAGCCAUUGUUGAAGGCUACUACAGCACCAAGGAUAAGGCUCUGCAGGUCUUCAAGUGCCGCAAUCGCAUCCAAUGUCCCGGCGGAAGACCAAACACAUGUGGAGGAGGUCUUCAAGUCGUUCCCUGUGCCGAAUGCCCCGCGGGGCAAACGUGGAGCGGCAGCUCAUGUGAUCAGUGCACCGCCUGGAGCCUGAUCUUCUGGGUCAUCAGUACGUGCGCCUUGUUCGGUUUCUUGACCUUGGCGUAUUACCUUCUCACAAGCCAAGUCACCGCCAAAGCCUCCGUGAUGGCCACCACGGGGAUGUCUUUUGGGAUGACGGUGAAUUUGUUGCAAUCCGUGGGCAUCGUGGGGAUGAUGACGGUGGAGUGGCCCGAACAUCUUCAGGGAUUCCUGGCCGCCUUCAAGGUACUGCUCCUGGACAUCGACAACUACUCCUUCAGUUGCUUCGCGGGCGCGGACUCAUCUUUGCGCUACAGUGUGAGUGUGUCCUUCUUUUUCUUGGGGCAAGCAUGGUUGGUUCUGAACUACUUCGGCUCCAAGCUUCUUCCAGCAAGAUACCGCUGGGGUGGCUCCAAAGCCUUCAGUACCAUGGGUCAGUUCUGGCAGGUGGGUUUCAGCACCAUGAGCACUGUGUCAUUGGCACCUUUGACCUGCUAUACCCAUCCCAACGGCCUGCAGAGUUUGCUGAAGUAUCCCAACAUCAUUUGCGGUGGUGACAAUGGGCAUACGGCCAUGAUGGCAGCAGGCCUUAGCCUUUUGGUGGUUGGAGUCUUUGGUUUCCUCAGUCUCUGCAUCUACGCAGCCUACAUGAUGCCAAAAUGGAGCGCAGGUGACAACAGGCAGCUAGUUCAAAGCUUCCGCUUCUUGGUCUUCCGAUUUCGUCUCGAUAGUUGGUGGUAUGGCGUCCCGUUGCUGGUCCGCGGUCCCUUGCUCUCUCUCCCCAUCGUCUUGGCUACUGACUACCCGCCAGUGCAGACCAUCAUGAUCAACGUGAUCCUGUCAAUCUUUUUGAUUGUUGAGACCCUUUCUUGGCCUUGGAAAGUACCUUUGUUGAACUUAAUGGACAUGUGGAUGACUCUUUGCCUGAUGCUCUUGGUGACCGGCUCCGCCUUGUACGUGAGCGUGUCAGAUUCAGGUGCAAUGCAAAACUUCGCUUCUGCUUUCACGACCGGCGUCAUGGGCUGCAUCGGGGCUGCCAUGCUGGUGAUGUUCAUCGUGGCGGUUUCUGCUCUGGUGCACCGGGCUGCCAUGGGCGGGGCCACGGAGUAUGCCGUCUUCAACCUGGGCAGCUUGGUCCGAUCUGGAUUUGGAUUAAGAGAUCUUAUGAGUGGUUAG
This is a messenger RNA of Cladocopium goreaui, 4083 nucleotides long. NCBI's taxonomy places the organism in Eukaryota, Dinophyceae, Suessiales, Symbiodiniaceae. The record is from the annotation of a GenBank genome assembly.